AUGGAAAUCCAGAGGAACAUCUCAGAAUUCAUUCUUCUAGGACUUUCUGAUGACAAGAACAUACAAAUAUUUUGCUUUGUGCUCUUCUUAUUCUGUUAUAUUGCCCUGUUGGUAGGAAAUCUUGUGAUCCUUGUCUCCAUUCGAUGCAGUCCUCUUUUUUACCAACCAAUGUACUAUUUCCUCAUCCACUUGUCAUCCAUGGACAUCUGCUAUACCUCCACUGUUACACCCAAGUUAAUUGGGGAUCUGCUGGUGGAAAGAAAGACCAUUCCCUAUAGUAGCUGCAUGUUGCAGGUCUUUACCAUGCACUUUUUUGGAGGGGUUGAAGUUUUCAUUAUUAUUGCUAUGGCUUAUGAUCGCUAUGUUGCCAUCUGCAAACCGCUCCACUACAUGCUUAUCAUGAACAGGUCAAGAUGCAAUCUCCUGGUGUUAGCUGCUUGGAUGGGUGGAGCUAUCCAUUCAUUUCCUCAGUUUUCUAUGGUUAUUCAGUUGCCUUUCUGUGGUCCUAAUGAAAUUGAUCAUUAUUUUUGUGAUAUUCUCCCAAUCCUUAAAGUUGCCUGUACUGAUACCUACAUUACUGGUGUUCUUGUGAUUGCCAAUUCAGGCUUGAUUGCCCUAGUUACCUUUAUUGUCUUAUUUUUUUCUUAUGUUGUUAUAUUAUUCACCUUAAGAAAUCAGUCAGCUGUGGGAAGACGCAAAGCCCUCUCUACCUGUGGGUCUCAUAUCACUGUGGUCAUCUUGUUUUUUGGUCCUUCCAUUUUUAUCUACCUCAGACCUCCGACUACUUACUCUGUGGAUAAAGUAUUUGCACUAUUUUACACAAUCAUUGCUCCCAUGUUCAAUCCCUUAAUCUAUACAUUGAGAAAUACAGAGAUGAAGAAUGCCAUGACAAAAGUUUGGUGUCAAACACUACUUUCCAAGGAAGUACACAAUUAA
Talpa occidentalis (Iberian mole) is the source of this 936-nucleotide messenger RNA. RefSeq names its product olfactory receptor 4P4-like. Gene Ontology annotation, molecular function: G protein-coupled receptor activity; olfactory receptor activity. Gene Ontology annotation, biological process: G protein-coupled receptor signaling pathway. Gene Ontology annotation, cellular component: membrane. The coding region runs from base 1 to 936 and encodes 311 amino acids. The record is from RefSeq and is a predicted model, not a curated record. The transcript has a single exon. NCBI's taxonomy places the organism in Eukaryota, Metazoa, Chordata, Mammalia, Eulipotyphla, Talpidae.